AUGGCGGUCGAUCCUCCCUCAUUUUUGCAUCUUGCGCGGCCUCUUGCGCCCACGGUAAUCGGUGUCCAGCCCACUACUGCGCCAGUAAAUGUCAUAAUCCAGCCACAAGCAAUCUUCUCGAUCCUUGACCACGCUAUCCGACGAGAUAUCCGGGACACGCAAUCCACACGAGUUAUCGGAGCCCUGCUUGGCGUACGCUCAGAAGAUGGCAUGGAAGCUGAAGUUCGAAAUUGCUUUGCGAUCCCGCACACGGAGAACGAAGAUCAAGUUGAAGUGGACGUUGAAUACCAAAAGAAUAUGCUUGCUUUGCAACUUAAAGCCAACCCGAGGGAGGUUUUGCUGGGAUGGUAUACCACCAGUCUUGACCUGAACAGCUUCAGCGCCCUGAUUCAGAACUUCUUUGCGAGCCCGGAGACCGGAACUUUCCCUCAUCCUUCUAUCCAUGUGACUGUUUCAACGGAUCCGGGGAAAGGAAUCGAGGCCAAGGCAUACAUCAGUGCGCCCGUGGGGGUGAACGCCGAGCGUGCUUCUGAGAGCUGCCUCUUCCUUCCAGUUCCAUACGAUAUCCGAUACAGCGAAUCCGAGAAGAGUGGACUUGAGUUAAUCUCUGGUGCAAAGGAUAGCGAGAGCCGUGCUGCUCCAGUAGUCUCAGAUAUCGAGGGACUUGAGCGGGCCGUUGACCAAGCUCUCGAUCUCCUCGAGCGGGUUGCCGAGUACGUUAAUUCUGUGUUGGAUGAGGAAAGGCAGCCUUCAAAUCCGCUGGGACAGUUUUUGAUGAAUGCCUUGUCGUUGGCGCCAAAGGUUGACCCUGAAGUGAUUGAGAGAGAUUUCAAUAACCACGUCCAGGAUGUGCUUGUUGUUUCAUACCUUGCAAACACCAUCCGCACCCAGAUUGACCUUUCCCAGAGACUCGCGACCGCUACUCUCACUAUGGGUGGUUCUGAUGCCUUAGCGUCAACUGGUGGAGGGGAAGGCGGCGAGAAAGGCGGCCAGCGAGGCGGAAAGCGUGGUGGACGUGGAGGUGGUGGACGCGGUGGACAGCAAAGGGAACCAAGAGAGCCAAACGAGUAA
This is a messenger RNA of Venustampulla echinocandica, 1071 nucleotides long. Its product is annotated as Eukaryotic translation initiation factor 3 subunit F. Gene Ontology annotation, molecular function: translation initiation factor activity; metallopeptidase activity; translation initiation factor binding. Lineage: Eukaryota; Fungi; Ascomycota; Leotiomycetes; Helotiales; Pleuroascaceae. The transcript is spliced from 2 exons. Gene Ontology annotation, biological process: translational initiation. Bases 1 to 1071 code for a protein of 356 amino acids. The record is from RefSeq and is a predicted model, not a curated record. Gene Ontology annotation, cellular component: eukaryotic translation initiation factor 3 complex, eIF3m.